UGUAGACAGCAGUGCCUCAUUUUGAUUUUAUAAAGCUUGAAAAUAGUUUCCGUCAAUCCAGUAUAUACUAAGUACCAUAAUCCACGUGCGAAAGAAAGUCGAAAAUCAACAUGGCCUACGCUUCUAAGCCCUUUUCCCCUGACCUUAAUCGCGGAAAUUGGGAAAAACCGACGGACUAUAUUUUUGCCUGUUUUGGAUUAGCCCUGAAACUAGAUAUUUUUGUGGCCUCGUAUUAUUUCUUUUUUAAUAUGGGCAUUUUUGGAAUGGUGCCGUACCUCAUGUAUAUGGUUAUCUUCUUGGUUCCAAUCAUGGUCAUCCAUUCCUACAUGGGUCAGUUCUCCAGCAGUGGGUUCAUUUCCGCAUUUCGCCUGUCUCCUGUUUGUAAAGGCAUGGGUUAUGUUAGUCUUAUCUUGACUAUCACGCUUCUAAUUUACUACGCCAUUUUUGCUGCCGUACCGCUGCUCUUCAUGCUUAACUCCUUUCGACCCACUUUACCUUGGAGUUGUGAAGGCUUCAAGUCCUGGCAGAAUGACACUAUUGUGAAAUUGAGUAUAUGUAAUGUGACAAUAGCUGAGCAUGUUGCAAAAGAGUCCGAAAACGAGACAUACAUAUCAGAAAUUUAUGUUCCAUCCAUUGUCUACUUUCAAAGCCAUUUUGAAAGUUUUGAAAAUGAUAUUGGCGACUACGAUAUUUCAUGGCAUUUAUCGGGCCUGUUUGCUUUAGUUUGGGCCAUGAUUGCAUUCGUAUUUUACAAAUUCUCGGAGCCGGCAAAGUUUGGAAAGUGCAUUCGUUACAUGGUUAUUGGGACCGUCGCUCUACUUUUAGCGUGCUUUGUGCGCUUUCUAUUUCUUCCAGGAGCGCAUCUGGGUCUUAAAAACUAUAUGACUCCAUCUAUAGAGGAAUUUGUGGUGGGGGUUUCUUCGACAUUUAUAAUGGCACUACAAGCGUUUGGAGCUGGCUGGGGCAGUGUAAUAGCCCUGUCCAGUUUCAACGGAUUCAAGACCAACAUAAUGUCAUAUAGUUGGAUUAUUUCCUUCGGACAGAUCUUCAUUUAUAUAAUGUUUGGCAUGGUUUCCUUUAUGCUGGGACACUACUUAAAGGGAUUCACCGAGCCUUUGUUCGAAGCGCAUGUGAUUAACGAUUGGAUGCUGUUCUUGGCCACUGCGUCAGCGUUGUCCUCAUUGGGUUGGCCAAAUCUGUGGACUUUUAUUUACUAUACCAUGCUACUGAUGGCUGCUCUUAUUGUAAUCACAACACAAAUAUUCACAAUCUUGCAAAGUUUGUUUGACGAGUUCGAACAGCUUAGAGCCAAAAAACAAGAGGUGACCUUUGGCCUGAUUGGUGGCCUAGCCGUCUGCUCUCUUUUCUUAUGUACAAAACAUGGUGUUGUUUAUUUUGCGACUCUAUCGAUCGAUGCUAUUUUCUCACAAACACUGUUGCAUUUGCUGCUUCUUUUGGUGAUUUUGUGGGUCUAUGGACGGGAACGAUUCCAGAGGGAUAUUAAGUUCAUGUUGGGCCAGCCCUUUGCCUCCUGGAAGGUUUUUAUACUCCGCUACGUAGCUCCGCCAACUUUAGUGAUAUGUUUGGUUUUGGAAAUUGAAAUGUGCUUAGGAGAACACUCUUAUGCCUCGGCAGUUAUCCACGUUAUGGCCAUUAUACUAUUGGGUUUACCCAUUCUGGCAAUACCUGGCUAUGGAAUUUACUACUUUCGUCAGAGACCCGGCAGCUUAUCCGCGCUCUUUAGAGCCACAGAUUGGUAUCCGGUUGAGAUGGAGUACCGGCUGCAGUACGGAGAACUUGUCCAGCAUUCAGAUAUGACCCACCAACUUUUCGAUGGCACCGAGGAGGUUAACUAAACAAUACUCUAGUAGUACAUUAUUUCUGAAAUAGAAAAACAUAUUUUUUAUUGUAAAAAUAUAUCAUAGAUCCUUCAAAUGGAUCCAUUGGCUUAAUCGAGUUCCUUAAAGGGGUUUUCCUUACUUACUGUUUAAAAACAGUAUUGUAAAUAAUUAAAUAAAAUUCAGAUCCGAUUG
Molecule: messenger RNA, 2033 nt
Organism: Drosophila mauritiana
Lineage: Eukaryota; Metazoa; Arthropoda; Insecta; Diptera; Drosophilidae
Product: sodium-dependent proline transporter-like
Exons: 9
Coding region: 111-1856 (581 amino acids)
Biological process (GO): sodium ion transmembrane transport
Cellular component (GO): membrane
Source: RefSeq, a predicted model, not a curated record